Mus musculus (house mouse) is the source of this 1093-nucleotide messenger RNA. It is a transcript of the gene Ifi27l2b, whose product is annotated as interferon, alpha-inducible protein 27 like 2B. Gene Ontology annotation, cellular component: membrane; mitochondrial inner membrane. The record is from RefSeq and is marked validated. Bases 65 to 916 code for a protein of 283 amino acids. Lineage: Eukaryota; Metazoa; Chordata; Mammalia; Rodentia; Muridae. The transcript is spliced from 7 exons.
CACUGUCUAAGUAGGCACUGUGCUCCCUACCAGGACAACUCACCGGCUACCAGGACAACUCAUCAUGAAGAGAAAAUUUGUGGGCGCUGCUAUAGGAGGAGCUCUGGCUGUGGCAGGGGCACCUGUCGCCCUGAGUGCCGUGGGCUUCACUGGGGCAGGCAUUGCAGCUGGGUCCAUAGCAGCCAAGAUGAUGUCUGCUGCAGCAAUUGCCAAUGGAGGUGGAAUUGCAGCAGGAGGCCUGGUAGCCACACUCCAGUCAGUGGGGGUCCUUGGACUCUCCACAAUAACCAACAUCAUCCUGGUGGCUGUUGGGACAGCCACAGGAGCUAGAGCUGAAGGAUCCAUGGGAGCCUCCAGAGAGCAGGAGUCAGGGCCUCAGGAUCCUCCGCAGGAGCUGCAGGAGCCACAGGAGCCUCCAAGUUGUAAGAAGCAAGAUUUGAAUUUAGGAAAAUUUGUGGGCGCUGCUAUAGGAGGAGCUCUGGCUGUGGCAGGGGCACCUAUCGCCCUGAGUGCCGUGGGCUUCACUGGGGCAGGCAUUGCAGCUGGGUCCAUAGCAGCCAAGAUGAUGUCUGCUGCAGCAAUUGCCAAUGGAGGUGGAAUUGCAGCAGGAGGCCUGGUAGCCACACUCCAGUCAGUGGGGAUCCUUGGACUCUCCACAUCAACCAAUAUCAUCCUUGGAGCUGUUGGGGCAGCCACAGGAGCUACAGCUGCAGGAGCCAUGGGAGCCUGCAGAGAGCAGGAGCCAGGACUGCAGGAUCUUCAGCAAGAGCCAAAGGAGCCACAGGAGCCACAGGAGCUGCAGAAGCAGCAGGAGCCACAGGAGCCUCAGGAGCUGCAGAAGCAGCAGGAGACACAGGAGACACAGGAGACGCAGGAACUGCAGAAGACACAGGAGCCUCCAAGUUAUGAGAAGUGAUAUUUGAAUUUAGGAGAUGACAUCUCUACCAGUUUAACUCAAAGCUUAUAAGAAUUACCCAGGAGAAAAAGUACCAAGAUGCACUGGUUCUUUGUACUUCAGAGAAUGAGGGUACUUCAAAACCCUCACUGAUGUCAGAGAAUAAUGAAAAAAAUAAAGAUGGUUUGUUGGUGUGGC